AAUUAUAGCAAAAAUAUAGCAUAUGAUAAAUGAAAGUGCUAGUAUAAUGAUAAUGGAGUGUUGUUAUAGCAGGCGUAUAUCAAUGCAAAUUAAUAAUUGAUAGAGAAUAUGCAUAGGAAUUUUUACUAGGCCUAACACAAACAAAGAAAUACCAUAGCUCUUUACGUCAGUGUUUAUUCUUCUAAUUUUAGAUUAUUGCAUUAAAGUACAAAGGCUCCAGAAACCCACCUUAUAUUUGUUAUGCUUACAAAAUGCUUAUUUGCAUAAUGGACCAAAAACUGCAAAGCCAAGCAUUAGUGUAAGCAAGCCUGUGUAUAAGCAUACAAUAUUAUCAAUAUUAGAAAUUGGUGUUUUUGUAUGAGAAUAGGAUACUGUAUUGUAGUUAUGUGGCUAAUGGCUAAGUUGCGUCACACCAUAUGUCUUUUUGGUAUAUGGCCGAUUUCUCACUACCAAAUGCUCCAAUCAGCUAUUGAUUUUCUUGUUAGCCUUUUGUCUGAAAUAUAAGUCCAUACAGCCAUUGUUGACUUUGCUUUGCGAUGAUGACUCUAGUAGAAUUUUGCUACAUGUAAACUGCUAUUUUGGAAAAAGUAAAGACAGAGGUUGAUGUUGCAGUAGAAGUGACUGAGGCACCAGAUCAGACCCAAGAUGGCUGAGGAUUCUUCUGAUUGGCUGAAAGAGCACUCACAUGAAAAUCUUGAUGUUCCUGCAGAAGAAAGUUCCACCUUGGAAGAUUCUGGUGAUAUAGCACCUGAAGAUGAUAAUUUGACACCAGAUGAUCAUUAUGAAGAUCCAUCAGAUGAUCCUAUGUUGGAGGAUGAUCUUCCUCCACUGCCUCCUCCAAUGCCACCUCCUGUUCCUUCAUCUCAUUCUCCAGAACUGAAGGAACCAAUUAUUAUUGACAAUGACGACUCUGAAUUUAAGUCUGAUUUUUCUACACCAUUAAUAUCACCCUUUAAAUCUAUAGCUAAAACAUUAAGUUUCUUGCCAAGCUUCUUACGUCCAAGAGAAGAGUCAACUCCUCCUGAGUCAUCUCCGCCUGAUGGUCCUUCAUCACAUGAUUUGGAACUUCAACUGGAAUCAAACGGUCUUGAAAAUGAACCAGAUAGUUCCUCAGAAAUUAAUUAUGAAUUAAAAGAAGAAGUAGAUUUGAGUGAGCAAAAUAAUGUAGAGGAUUAUUAUAAAGGGGAUGAAGAACCAUAUCUAGAAGAUAAUGGUUAUGAACCAGAAUACAUCCAUGACACUCCAGAACCUGAUGUCAGUGAUUCAGAAGUGGGUCCUCCCGAAAUGAUCACUCGCUCAAAAUCUGUUACAUUUGCAGAGGAUGUUGAGUCGAUCGAUAACAAAAGUGAGCCUUCUACACAGAUAUUUUCGUUGUUUCGCAGAUUCUCUGACUCACUAAAACCAAUGCUGUCUCCCACAGAAAAUGAACCCCAAAUUAUUCCUGAACCAGAAGAAGUUGUAGAAUCAAAUUCCACCGACAUGGUAGUGGAGGAUGAUGAGUGGCAAAGCCAUCAUCAUAUUUUAAAAGAAGAUGAAAUUGAAAUUUAUGAGACCGAUAUUGAUCCCAGUGAAGUUCCAAUGAAUGAGUCUCCAGAGGUGGAGGAAGCAUUAGAUACUGAAAAUGGUGAUCAGGUUUACUUACAAAAUAACAACUCUGAAACAUUAGACACUUUAGAUUCUUUCGGUGUAGAAACUUACGAUGAGCCCUCAGAAAAUGUAGAUAUGCUUAACUCGGAUGACCCUGGGACAAUUGAGGGAAACGAUAUUCUGGUCUCUGAGGUUGAUGAAAGCCAGCCAUCACCAACCCCAGGGAGCAUUCCCUUCUCCUUAGGUGUAUUCUCUGGUUUUCGUAGGCCUAGUUCAAAUGAGGCAAAUGAUACUCAAAAUACUGAGGCCAAUGAAAGAAAAGAGCCAUUUCCUUCCACAGGGAGUAUUCCAUUUUCCUUGGGUGUGUUCUCUGGGUUUCGUAGGCCUAGUUCAAGUGAAGCAAAUAAUACUAAUACUGAGGCUAAUGGAACAACCCAGGAACCAUCACCAACCGCAGGGAGUAUUCCCUUCUCCUUAGGUAUGUUUUCUGGGUUUCGUAAGCCUGAGGCUAAUGAUAAUAAUAAUAAUAAUACCCAAGAGGCCAAUGAAAACCAGGAGUCACCUUCCACAGGAAAUGCUUCCUUUUCCCUUGGUGUUUUCUCUGGGUUUCGCAGACCUCUUUCGAAUGAGGGAAAAGAUAUUUCCGAAGCCAAUGGAACCGAGGAAUCUCCUUCCACAGGGAAUGCACCCUUUUCCUUUGGGUUUUCUGCGUUGCGUGACGUGGUUCCCGUCAUUCCUUUGCCAUCAUUUCCUAAUUCCGAAACCUUGGACGAGGAAGUUGUGGAGGAGACAGAAAGAGUUUCUGGUGAGCAGGAAGCAAUAGUAAUUCCAGAUGUUUCUGUGCAAGAGGUUCAAGAAUCAGGUGAGACUGAACCCAGUACUGCUCCAGUUGUUUUGGGCGGUCUUGUUGCAUCUGAAAAGUUUGGGCAAGAUGAAGAGCAGGUUUUAGAAAAUAUAGAAGACGAAACUGUUAUCUUAACCACCACCACCAGUACUGACAUUGAUGUAGUCGUAGUUUCUGAGAAUGAAACUGUACAAAGCGAAAUUCCUGCUGAAAUCACAGCGGAAAUCCCACCUCAACUUGCCGCUGAACAACCAGAGCUUGGCACCGAGGAAAAGCUUUUCAAAAAACAGACGUCGUCCAGUGAAGUGCCUAAGCGAUAUUCUAAGGACCUGGAGAAGGGAAGUUCAACCAGUUUAACAAGCUUAUACAGUGCCGGUGGAGAGGCAUAUGGCAAAAUUCCUAUCACUGGGGAUGUGCAGUUUGGCCUUUCAUACAACCACAAGCUCAUUCAGUUCUCCAUUAACGUUGUCUCGUGCCAAGAUCUUGCCCCCGUGGAUACAAAGAAGAACAAGUCAGACCCUUACGUGAAAAUUUACCUCCUACCUGACAAGGGACGAAACGGAAAGAGAAAGACCAAAACGAAGAAAGGGACCAUCAACCCACAGUUCAACGAGGUUCUCCGGUACAAGAUCAAGGAAACAGAGCUUCGAACCCGCACGCUGAGCGUAGCUGUCUGGAACCAUGACAAGCUUGGCCGCAACUUCUUCCUUGGGGAGGUGCUUUUGCCUCUCGAUGACAUCCAGUUUGAUAAUUACAACCCUAAGUGGCACCAGCUGUUACCAAAAGUGAUGCUUGAGGAGGGCGGUAUUAUCUAUAAAGGCGACAUCACGCUCGCUAUCAAGUUUGAGGGCGAAGGAGCGGAAGCAGACCAAAAACAGGCAAAAUCAAAGGGAUCUCUCCUCGUACACUUCAAGAGCGCUAAGAACUUGACAGCUGUUCGACUCAAUGGAUCAGACCCUUAUGCUAAAUGUUAUCUUGAGCCAGAUCGUUCUAAGGCCGGCAAGAGGAAAACAAGCCACAUCCGGAAUAACUGCAACCCUAAUUGGGACCAGCAAGUCCAGUAUGACAAUGUGACGUUGGAAGGGCUCAAGCUACGCGCAUUACAUGUGACCGUGUGGGACCAUGAUACCCUCUCAGCGAAUGAUUUCCUUGGAGUAGUCAGUCUAAGUUUAGGAACAGGCCGAGUUGGUGGUAAGGAAGUCAACUACAUGAAAUCUAAAGGAGAAGAAAUUCGAAUCUGGGAAGAAAUGCUUGCAAAGCCAAACACCUGGAUAGAGGCUACCAUUCCUCUAAAAGCCAAACUAUAGGUGGCGGUAUAAAACAAAAGCAAACAAAAAAAACAAAAACAAAACAUCUAUAUGGCCAAUUAAAGUGACAAUAUUUGAUAGUCAUCCAUUUUUGACUAUUGCAUUUGAUCUUGACCACAGCUCAAACUAAAGAAGAAAUUCAUAUAAAUCAAUUUGAAGGAAUGCGGUCAUAAAGUUCUACUACCAGUAUCCUACUAAAGUAAAAAUAUUCAUAUUUAUGGUUAAGCCUUACAAUAAUAAUCAAUAAACAUAACAUUGAAUGGUAUGUAUACUGGGGAUCGAAAAAGGUGUUUUUAUAAUGACCAUAAAGUGUGGUAAAUUAGAGUAGAAGUUAUUAUAUAUGCAAUUUGUAUGCCUUCAAAUGAUGUCCUGAAGGAAAAUGUUUUAUUAUAUAAUCCUUCUAGUGUAAUGCAACACUGAAUAAUGCAUUAAUCUUCUAAUAAUUCCGUAUUACAACAACUUCCAUAAAUAGUGUUGAUAGUGACCAAUGCUUGUGGAUUUUCAAAUCCUCAAGUUUUUCUAUUCUCCGUGUCUUCUGAAGUACAUUUUUAACAAAUUUAAUAUUCAACUAUCUAGGUUAUGCUUUUAGCCUCGUAUUGUUAUCAGAUAUUCAAGUUUAAAGUUCAUUUGCAGUUAUUGAUUUCGAUACCACUUUCUGUUAGCUUAACGAAUCUGUAUUUAAUUAUUUAUUUAUUUAUUUAUUUGAAUUAUCCCUUUAGAUUAGUGUCAAUCACAUCUAAUAGGGGCAUUCAAUACGAAAGAAAAACCAAGUAUUAAUACAGAGCUUUACUAGUAUUAAGGAAUUUUACGGUGUGUUUGAGCAUAUUGCUCCUGGUUAAUCUCUCAGGAGUCAGACUUUUAUCAAAUAACAAAAUCAAUCAGCUGAUGUUGAUUAUGUUUAUUUAUGUAUUAGAUAUUCACCAGGCCCUAAUGUUAUUAAUUAGCCUAAUGUAAUUAAUCAUUGAUAAGACCCUGUAAGUAAGUGGAAUGCAUAUUUUUUUGGCUGACUUCUCUCUUCGCACAAAAAGUAAAUUAUUAUUUAUAGUCACCAUGGCAUAAUUGAAUAGACACUGUGCCAUGUCUGACAAUCAGCUACAUCAUUUCAAGUCAAGAAAGUUUGUAUUUCAUUGUUUUCAUAAUUUCCAAUCUUUGUACCAUGCAACAAUAUAUUUCACUCUAGAUACUCUCUAAUUAACUACCCACUACCUGCGACAUACCCUUGUCAUAUGCAAAAGUGUACUAUCUGUGUAAUGUCAGUAACCCCCACAAACACUACCUAAGAUUAAAAAUGUAUAGAUAAGUCUAACAUACAUAAUUUAUACCUUUUACAACCACAUUUCCCUUUGAAAUUGCCAAUUCAGCAGGGAAUAAAACAAUUAUUUGGUUAUAUGUAUAUGUGGUAAAAUAAAACAUAAAUAGUUGGUUAAUUAAUAUCAUAUUUAUGUUAACUAUUUAUGCAUGUGUAAUAAUUUACACACAUAUUAUUGGUUAAGAUAUUAAAUAAAUAAUUUGCUUUUAUUUAUGAUGAGGCUGGUAAUAGAGGGCCACAUUUUGUGGGUGGCUAACCCUCUCCAAGUCUCCGUAUUAUCCGACUAUUAAGGUAGAUUAUCAUUAGCAUAUAUGCAAUAUCACGUGCCUCUGACUAAAAUAUCAGAUUUAGUAGAAGUACCUGACUGUAAGCUACACUAUUUGAUCCCUUGCCUUGUGUUCCUUGGCCCAGAUGAACUUGUUGUAAUGGUGUUAGCUUAAGGUUGAGAUAAGUUGGGGUACUGCUGCCUUUCUAAGCCUUUGGAUGAUGGAUCAUUAAUUAUUCCAAGGUUUAGUAAUAUUGAUGAUUUUUAUGGGGAUCUAAACUAAUGGUUCAUGAUGAAUAAUACUUCCUUUAUUUAUUCAAUUGUAUACUAAAAGUAGAAUAGAUUAACUAAAAUGUUUUUUAUUGCCUAUGAUUAAAUAUGAAUGCUGUAUUCUCGAUUAAUAAGUUUGAAAAGUUUAAUAACAAAAUUUAAAUUUAAUUCUGUUAAAAAAUCUGUUAAAUUAAAAUCACUUUCAUUAAUCAAAUUGAUAAUAGCUUGCCAAAUACAGGGUGUACAUACAAAAAUAUUUAAAAAUUAACUAAUUCUCAUUUAAUGGAAUAGAGAAUAUCUUGUGCAUUACACUGCCAUAAUAUAUACAGGAACUGUUGUAUUAAUAUGGGGAUCUAUUUCAAUUAGCAAACCAGCCAAAUUUGAAUAUAAAUUAUGAAGGAAUCCAAUAGCAUGGUACAUUUAUCAAUCUGCAAUUGCUCGACAUCUUCUCGUGUGUCUGUAUGUGCACGUUUUUGACUGGUUUGCUAAUGAAGAAUGGACCCAUGGGAGCGCACUCUGCAACUUUUUGAAUGCUUGUUCUUUCAAGUCAUAUUAUGCAUCAUGACAAUCCAAUGAUUGAACCCUCAAAUUUUUGGAUUAGAGAAGUACUGUACCAUCAAAUACCACUAAUGCAAACAUUCCUAUAGUGUAAUUACAAACACGACUUUAUUCAAAGUAGAAUGAGAAGAAUACAUUUUUGAUCAUCAUUCAAUAAAAUCUACAUCCAAAGCACACUUACUUUGACAAUAAAUUAUUUACACAUAACAUGGUCCAUAAUACUGUAUGUAGAUUAUAGAAUUUAUAAAUAUAUAUAUAUUAUAUAAGUGUAUAUCGUUUCUGAUUGCAAUGAUAACUUGGUCAAAGUAUAUUCUAUAGACUUAUUAAAUGGGGAAAACUGAAA
Messenger RNA from Anneissia japonica, 6483 nucleotides. RefSeq names its product synaptotagmin-like protein 4. Gene Ontology annotation, biological process: exocytosis; intracellular protein transport. Bases 646 to 3738 code for a protein of 1030 amino acids. The transcript has 11 exons. Lineage: Eukaryota; Metazoa; Echinodermata; Crinoidea; Comatulida; Comatulidae. Gene Ontology annotation, molecular function: actin binding; neurexin family protein binding; myosin binding. Gene Ontology annotation, cellular component: cortical actin cytoskeleton; plasma membrane; exocytic vesicle. The record is from RefSeq and is a predicted model, not a curated record.